Messenger RNA from Branchiostoma floridae (Florida lancelet), 2385 nucleotides. RefSeq lists its product as uncharacterized. The transcript is spliced from 8 exons. Lineage: Eukaryota; Metazoa; Chordata; Leptocardii; Amphioxiformes; Branchiostomatidae. Bases 246 to 1811 code for a protein of 521 amino acids. The record is from RefSeq and is a predicted model, not a curated record.
GGUUUUCCUUCCUAACAGGUCACAUAAACAUGGUUUUCAGUGACAAAACCGGGAUUACGUGCUGCCAAGGGUAAAUAAUCCACAUAGUCACCAGUGAAAGCGCUUCUGCCAUCACUUCACAACAAGUGUAACACAUCGUGACGUCAGAGAUAGAAAGAAUUCGGACACAAGUUCACGCAAACUGUUGCUCCAGUUGACCAACUUCAGCACUAAGUGGACGUCACUUCAAGUUUCGCACACGUACGAUGGAGAAAGUCGUCCGUCGCGUGUGUGAAAGCCGAUGGGGAGCGUUGCUUAUCGGCGCCGUCAUCGGGAGCUGUGUGACUCAGCUCUUUACCGCCGCGCCGAGAGUUCCUCACACCACAGAACUCCGUACAUCUUCCUCCAGAAGCCCCGCAUGGCUGUUACGAACCCAAGAAAGUCAGAGUAAGUCAGUGUGGUCUGAAUACAUCAAAGAUCCCCAAUCGAAGGAAGAAAAAUUGCCGAGAAAGAUCCUGCUGGACUGCGGUGCUAACGUGGCGUCCACAGUCCAGUUGUUUCGGGAGACCUACCCAGACGGUCAGGACUUCAUCAUACACUCCUUCGAGAUAGACGAGAGGCUGGCGCCGUUCUUCGCGCCGUACCCGAACCACGUGCUACACUGUCCCACUGGGGUGUCCAUCAAGGACGGAAACAUGACGGCGUACUCGGAGUCAGCCUGGUCCCCGGAUAAAGGAAAGAACAACCGCAGAGACAUGCAGUGGGGAGGGGGGUCACUCUUUGCUUUUGAUGAUGAGAAAGCAGACACCGAGACGGGAGGCAGACGGAAGUUGUCUCAUCACCGGACGGUGCCGACAGUCGACCUGUCCCGCUGGAUUCAGGAAAACACGGCGGUGGAAGACUACGUCAUCUUCAAGCUUGACGUGGAGGGUGCCGAGUACGACAUCUUAAAGAAGAUGCUGGAGGACGGGACCUUCAAGUGGGUGGACAAAUAUUACGGCGAGUUUCACCGCUGGCAACCGGUAACAGGCUGGGAUAAGGAAGAGAAGGCAAACCUCGUGUCAGACGUAAAGACGAAAGGCAAACCUAUGAUAAGUUGGGCGGCUGAAGUCAGGAACUACGGAGACUUUAACACCAUGCACCCUCCAUUGGCAUCCGAGAGUUUUGUAGGCUCUCCGGGCACGGUCUACUCCAGCUGCUCGGCGCCCCCCUCGGGUACCCCCCGCCUGGCGCUGGCUGUUCUAGUCGGUAUGAACGUCAAGGCCGCGCACAAGUUGGUACAGACAAUAGCAGCUCAUUCCAGCAGGAUGCCGGUCACACUCUUCCUCUAUGGAGACUUCGUGGAAACGUUUCCGGAACUGGUGACGGAAUGGGCCAAAACUUUCACAAUAGGCAUGCGCGAGAACCAACCAUUUCCGCUAGGGCACUUUACGAUGCAGGCAUCGCCCUGGAUCCGGACGGGGCUAGUCAGUGCCAUACAGCGUCUGAGCGAAGUGGACAUACAGACAGCUUACUACUUACCCGAGAACGUGACAGACACCGUAAUAAACGAAGCCAAGUCUCGGGGUUUGAGGAUCAUCCAGCCGACAGCUCGCUUCCCUCCAACCGAUGAUAAAUGGCUUCUUUCUGUUGAAAACUACUACAAGUACAGAGAUGUGGAGAGGACUCCCAAAGCUCUCCGCGUCAUCACACAACAACUGGACAACAAGGGAGGCAUCGUCAGUCUGGACUCGGACCACCCGGACAGUUACAUGAGUUCAGUCUUCCUCAUGGACUAUUUGGUGGAGAAGUCCGGUUAUAAUCUAGUCAGCAUUGUGGGGUGUUUGGAGUAGUUGUUGCAUUGUUACUUUUGUUGUAUGCAAUCUAUACCUUCAUGGAAAUGGUGGUGGAUGGUAGCAACAACAAUUGCCUCCAAUAGUGGAUAUCUGCCUUGUUUAUGCAAGCUGGUAGAAUAGUAAUGAACAAUUAAGACAAGUUAAAUAUGCCUUCAAUGUACACUGGUGUAUCAUAGUGUAGUGACUUCCUCUCAGUACGAUACAUUUACCACGUGCCUGUAUCAAAUUGCAUAGCCAGUUUUGCUGUGUGCUCGACCGUAUGUGAAGGUUAUUUGUAUUUAAUAGGCUAUUUUUUGUAUGUUCUGUCUUGUCAAUAUGUUCUACAAAGUAGCUUAGAACAGACCACUGAAAGGCAGAAAUGUUAUGGUGCAUCAUUAGAACAUUACUUCAUUAGCAAUGAACUGUUGUCGCGGCGUGUUACAUUUUAUGGCUUUAUUUGUUGCAUAUUUCUUAUAUGUGCCAAUGAAGAGCUGUCCAGUUGCAACUUGCCCAUCGUUCACCAUUACAGAUUGUUAGUGCUCUCAAUUAGUCUCACACAAUAAUGAUUGGUAUUAAAAUGUUUCAAGUACAA